Paramisgurnus dabryanus is the source of this 1421-nucleotide messenger RNA. Its product is annotated as hyaluronidase-5-like. Gene Ontology annotation, molecular function: hyalurononglucosaminidase activity. Gene Ontology annotation, cellular component: acrosomal vesicle. The record is from RefSeq and is a predicted model, not a curated record. Gene Ontology annotation, biological process: carbohydrate metabolic process; hyaluronan catabolic process. Lineage: Eukaryota; Metazoa; Chordata; Actinopteri; Cypriniformes; Cobitidae.
UUUAAAAAACUGACCUCUGCUAAUAUUUAACCAGAAACUGACCAAAGCCAGAUUUUCUCAUUGCUACAGAAGAAACAUGUUAAGCUUGAUGGGAAACCAAGGAAAGCGUAGUGUGUUAACAUUUUACACCAUUUACCUCAUCAUAUUUGUCUCUUCUUGCACAUCAUCAUCUCCUCCAUCAACAUCCGUUCCUCUCUUCAACGAAAGACCUUUUGUGCUCUUAUGGAAUGGACCUAUUUCCAAAUGCCAACAGUUAAAAAUCCCUCUCGAUUUAUCACUGGUCCAGGCAGUCACAACACCUGCAAGGGUAAGCAAUCAAUCCCUGACCCUGUUCUACAAAAACCGAAUUGGGCUUUUCCCCUAUGUGGACGUUCAGUCCUCCAAAGAGUAUAAUGGUGGCAUACCGCAAAGAGGUAAUUUAUCUGCUAGUCUAAAGAAAGCUAAAGACGAGUUUACCCAGUACAUACCCGACUCAUCUUCUGGGUUGGCUGUCAUGGACUGGGAAGAGUGGCUUCCGAUGUUUGACCGAAAUUUGGACAUAAAAGAGAUCUACAAGGACCUGUCCAUCAACUACACCCUGGAGCAUAACGUUUCCCUCAACUUGCAACAGGCUGCCAGCAAAGCUAAACAACCGUUUCAGAAAGCAGCAAGAAGUUUUAUGGAGCAAACUUUAAAGUUAGGGGUCGCUCUUAGACCACAGUACCUGUGGGGCUACUAUUUAUUCCCAGAUUGCUAUAAUUAUGAAUUUGAGGUUCAAAACUACACAGGUGUUUGUUCAGAGCACACAAAACAAUUGAACGAUAAACUUUUCUGGCUGUGGGAGAGCAGUACAGCCCUUUAUCCAUCAGCAUACCUGCCGGCAAAUAUAAGUGGAAGUAAAACCGCAGCGCUGUUUGUUCGUCACCAAGUGCAAGAGGCAAUGAGAGUUGCAGCCUUACCGAAACAUGGCUACACUGUGCCUGUUUAUGUCUAUUUACGCCCCCUUUUACGGGACCAAAAGGAGAUUUACAUGAAUGAGAAUGACCUGGUCAGUAGUAUAGGUGAAAGUGCAGUUUUGGGGGCAUCCGGAUCUAUUCUUUGGGGGGCUAGUGCCGAUUAUAAUGACAAGGCCUCUUGUGAAGGUUUAUCUGCAUACCUGUCUGACACAUUAAACCCCUACAUUGCCAACGUCACCGCUGCGGCUGAUUUCUGCAGCAAACGUCUCUGUCAGGGCAGCGGACGCUGUGUCCGCAAAAAGUACAAUUCGGAUCACUAUCUCCACCUCAGUUCAGAGAGCCACCAAAUUAGAAGGAUUGCUGGGAAAUAUGUGGUCUCUGGGACCCCAUCAUUAAAUGACCUCAAUGACUGGGCAGACAAAUUCACCUGUCAGUGCUACAGAGACAGAAAGUGCUCAGCUAAAAUCACCGUUUAGACAUCGGACA